GCUCUCAUAUUAUUUCGGUGCGGGCGGAAGCAGAAUAAGUGUUACGUCAUGACUUUACUAGAUGGGCGGAAGUGCUGUUCAGGUCAGCCAGGAGGAAGGAAGAACGAAGAAGAUCAUUUCGUCAAAUAAGGACUGCAGUUUGCAUUCACCAUGUCCAGGAGUUACAACCCCUUUGACGAAGAUGUGGAGGAUGACUUCAAGCCAGUGAAGUGGAACAAUGGAGGUGAUCCUUAUGAAGAUCCAACAGAGAGAGGAAAGAGGGAUGAAAAUGACAGGCAGAGGUAUCUGCAGCAGGAGGUGAUGAGAAAAGCUCAGUCAACAGUAGACAGCAGCAAUAGGUGUGUCUCCCUCAUCUACGAUUCAGAGAAGGUCGGGGUAGAAACAGCAGAGGAGCUAAUAAGGCAGGGGGAGGCUCUAAAGCGUACAGAGAAAAUGGUUGAUAAGAUGGAGCAAGAUUUGAAGACCAGUCAGCGGCACAUUAACAGUAUAAAGAGCAUGUUCAGUGGAUUCACAAACUAUUUCAAGGCUAAACCCGCUGAGACUCCUCCACCAAAUGAAGCCUAUGAGUACAAAGCAAGCAACAAGCUUCAGGAAGCCAUGUCUACCAGUAAAGAACAAGAGGGGAACUAUGAAGCCACUCAUCCGAAUUUAGUCAGGAGGGAGACUGCAGAACUGAGCACUAAAACAGGAGCCUCUAGCUCUGGAUACCAACAAAAGAACCAGGCACUCAGAAACUACCAUCAAAAAAUAGACAACAAUUUAGAUGAUAUGUCCACGGGAUUGGGCCGUCUCAAGAGCCUCGCACUUGGUUUGCAGACUGAGAUUGAUGACCAAGAUGAUGUUAUUGGGCGUCUAUCAGGGAAGGUGGAUAAUCUAGACUUGAACAUCAAGACCACAGAUCAGCGAAUCCGGAAAGAGUUGUGAUCUCCUUCCACAUUUUUAUACAGUCCAUGAUCAUAUGUUCAAGCAGUUUUUAUACACAUAAAGUGCUAUAAUGUCUGCAUACUUCAUAAAAACUCUCAUCGCUAUAUAGUAAUUUAAUAUUCCAUAUUUUUUUUAGCAUAAGGGAUGACCUGCAGUAUUAAAUAAUAUGUACCACUGAGUGUCAGAUCAAAUAGCAUUAUAGUGAGUGUGCAAAUGAAUUAAUUAGAUCAUGUAACAUUUGUGUUCUUGUUCACUGUAUGUUUAACCUCCAGUCAUUUCUUGCCCUGGAGCUUCAGUGAGAUGCAACUAGAGCUUUAAAAGGAUCUUCAGAUUUCUAUUAUUCCUGUACUGAGCAGCAGAUCAUUUUGUUUUUUUUUUUUUCCAAGCUGGUUGAAUAUGUUAUUACACAUGUUUAAGUUUUCAAUCGACUACAAUAGAGACACUCAGUAAAAAAAAUAUGUAGCAAUUAAGUUUGACUGUGUGUCUACAUUUCUGACACAUUGUGCAAAUAAAAUCCUAGUAUAUAGACUUGAAAGUAGACUGCCAGGCUACACGUGACAGCCAAAGCAUUUUUUUUCUUUAUAUAGAUGGCAUAUUAAAUCAUCUUGCAAGACCACUAUCGGUUGGAAAGCAUGUUUAGGUAGGGUCAGAAGCAGCAAUACACUGCUGGGAGCUAGCUGGUGAUUGGUGGCUACACACAUGUCUCUUGUCAUUGGCUCAGUGCACUGCUGCUUUGUACCUGACCUUUACCUGUACUUUGAAGGGGUUAAACACAGAGUAUUUUAUUUAUUGCUCUGUUGCAUGUAUAUAACACAUUUUAUGUUACUUUAAUGAUUAACAUCAAUAACCAGGCAUUUCUGAACAAUGUCUCAUCUUAAACAUGACUGAAGUCAUUUAAAGAUAGACACACUAAAUGUUACCUAAUGUAAUGAUAUAAAUUAUUCUGCAUAUAUAGAUAGAGCCUUAGAAAGUUGUAUUUACUGUGAAAUCAGUUUAGUCUGACAUAUACAUAAGCUAAUAAUAAAGCUAUGCUGCUGAGGUGCUGCACACCAAUGUGGCCUGUACACACUGCUUGGUAACCAACUCUUACUUACGUUGUAUACAUUUUAAUGAACUUGCUGCAGUGUGCUAUAUACCAGACAUCUUUUUUUCAGGGGUUUUUUUUUGGUUUAGAUUCUGACAUUUUGAACAUUAGUUUUAAGCCUUUUCUUUCAUUGUGCCAUUGUAGGAGUUUAAUAAAUGAUUACAUUUA
This is a messenger RNA of Bombina bombina (fire-bellied toad), 2176 nucleotides long. RefSeq names its product synaptosome associated protein 29 (gene SNAP29). Gene Ontology annotation, molecular function: SNAP receptor activity; syntaxin binding. Gene Ontology annotation, cellular component: SNARE complex; plasma membrane. The record is from RefSeq and is a predicted model, not a curated record. The transcript has 6 exons. Lineage: Eukaryota; Metazoa; Chordata; Amphibia; Anura; Bombinatoridae. Gene Ontology annotation, biological process: exocytosis; synaptic vesicle fusion to presynaptic active zone membrane; synaptic vesicle priming. Bases 151 to 924 code for a protein of 257 amino acids.